ACAAUGGCCAGCUACGUCAUGGACCUGGUGGAACAACUCAAGUCACAGGCCGACCCCCGCACAAACUUCCCUUUGAUUGGAAACCCAACGAUGGUGGUGACCCUCAUCGCAGGCUACCUGUACGUGGUCAAGGUGUGGGGGCCCCGGUACAUGGAAGACCGCAAGGCCUACGACCUCAAGCACAUCAUCAUGGUCUACAACGCCUGCAUGGUUAUGCUCAACACGUUCUUCUUCUACAAGUUUCUCUCGCACUCAUACCUGGGCGGUGGCUACAGCUGGAUAUGUCAAGGCAUCGACUUCAAGGACCCGGGUUCGAUCGCCAUCGUGUCGUACUGCUGGUGGUACUUCAUGGUGCGCAUCCUGGACUUCGCCGACACGCUGUUCUUCCUGUUGCGCAAGAAGUUCAGUCACAUCUCGUUUCUGCACGUCGUUCACCACAGCCUGGUCGUCUGGAACGGCUGGCUCUUCAUCACGUUCGGCGCCGAUGGCCAGGGCAUCAUGGGCGUCUGCAUCAACUCGUUCAUCCACAUCGUCAUGUACACGUACUACUUCUUGGCUGCUCUGGGGCCCUCCGUGCAGAAGUAUCUGUGGUGGAAGAAGUACAUCACCACCAUGCAGAUCGUCCAGUUCGCAGUCUUCAUCGCAUUUGUCUCCGUGCCCCUGUUCAAGGACUGCGGCUACCCGCGCUUCCUCACCUACCUGGCCGCCUCCCAGUGCUUCUUCUUCCUGGUGCUGUUCGUCAACUUCUACAUUCACACCUACGUGAGGACCAAGAGGGGUGAGGUGCACUUCUUCUGUGGCAACUACGAAGCCACUUCGCGAGCCACCGUGCCGCUGAAGGAAGGGGAGAAGGGCAUGAAGAAUGGCAUGACCGUCAUCGAGAACGGCGCCCUCACGAACGGCAACGGCCAUGUGAACGGCUACAUAAAUGGUGUCGGUCUUAAGAAGAGAGAAGUGAAGAUACGCACCCACUAAAUCGCAGGAAAGGGCAAGACAAGAUGGCAUCGAAAGGUUCAUUGGCGCAUGCAAGCGACGUCAGCGAGCAUCAUUCAACGGGCUCGAAGUCGUCGGGACUGACAGCGCGUGCCUCGCUGGACAGCAUUGUUCUCGUGGCGGUGUCAGUCAGCUGACCGGGAGCGUCUAUUUAUUUCCCAGUGUAUUCUUCUAAAACAUGGCGCCUUGCCGUGUUUAUUGUAGUGCCGAGAAACGAACUGCAUCAACAGUCCAUGGACGUCCGAAGGCCUUCGUUUAAGGCCGACGUGACGCGCACUCUGUCAAAGCUGUUUCGUCGCUUUUCCUUGUAGUUAGGUGCAUCCCAUCGAUAUCGCGCGCUUGCAUGUGUUGGCGUUACAUCGAUGGUUUUUUGAUGACCGAUUAGGGACCAGCGAAAUGCUCAUGCGCGGACUGAAUAUAAUUUUUUGUCACUUCUCGUUUAGUCAUAUUGCACGUUCAUCCGUCAUUACGCGCACGUUUUAAAACAUUGUUACUUCGCCACCAUUUUUUUUAAUGGCAAACUACGGCAGCGCAGAAGCCACAGAAGCUGUGAUAGCAGCUAGUGUGUUUAGUGUGCUGCGGUGAUGUCUUUCCGCUAUUGUGCAGGGGUAUGUUGCGAUUUCAUUGUGUCUCUUGUUUUAGCGCUGACGGCCAACUCUUGUAAAUAGACAUUUGUUGUACUGUUGUAUUCUUGAUGAAUACACACGUUUUCAUCAGUCA
Molecule: messenger RNA, 1713 nt
Organism: Rhipicephalus microplus (southern cattle tick)
Lineage: Eukaryota; Metazoa; Arthropoda; Arachnida; Ixodida; Ixodidae
Product: very long chain fatty acid elongase 7-like
Biological process (GO): very long-chain fatty acid biosynthetic process; fatty acid elongation, polyunsaturated fatty acid; fatty acid elongation, monounsaturated fatty acid
Cellular component (GO): endoplasmic reticulum membrane
Molecular function (GO): fatty acid elongase activity
Source: RefSeq, a predicted model, not a curated record